Paramecium octaurelia is the source of this 804-nucleotide messenger RNA. Lineage: Eukaryota; Ciliophora; Oligohymenophorea; Peniculida; Parameciidae. The record is from the annotation of a GenBank genome assembly.
AUGAAAAUUUAACAUUUUCCUUUAGAUUUUGGAAAUUUUCAAAUUCACCAAUAUCGGUGCGAUACCACCUGCAAAAAUAGUGAGAUGGGUAUUAAAUUUUCCUAGCCAGUACGGCCGGAGCAUGGAUGUUUUCCCAAGCCCCUACGGCCGCAAUACGAAUAACUCUAUAAGUUCCUGGGAUGUAAAGACAGGAUAAUAAAAAGCCAAAUUAGAUGGUCAUUCUGGUUAUGUCAGCCAAUUUUUCUCCUGAUGGUUCUAUUCUAGCAUAAGGUAGUUCAGAUAAGUCUAUCCGUUUAUGGGAUGUAAAAAUCGCAUAAGAAAUCAUAACUCAUAUAAUCUUUAUAAAGAUAUUUUAGAAGAAUUUAAACCUUCAACAGUUUCAAAUAAAGUUCUUGCAAAAAGUGGUAUAUUAUAUUUCACUAUUAUUAGCUUCUUCGCAUAUUACCAUUCUUAAAAUUCCCCAGAAAAAAGGGGAAAAGAAAGAAAGGUGUAGAACAUUUGGCAACUCUACGAAGUCUUAUCCAACACAGCCUCUAGUUUUGUGGAGAAUGUUUAAAAUAAUACAAGAACAUUAGAUUCUAUAGAACCCAAGUCUAUCAUAAGAAGUUCCGGAAAGUCCUUCUCAUACUUUUACCGGUGAACCUUUUUGCUAGAGCUGAGCGCUUAGAACCAUACCCUUCCACUAAGUCUGACCGACUUAAGAGCCAAGACAGGACUAAUACCAUUUGCUGUUAUUAGGACGAAAGAAUCUCUUUCUCACUAAUCACAAGAGUUAUAUUAGAAAUGUUCUCUGGAAAAAGUUGA